Ooceraea biroi (clonal raider ant) is the source of this 3380-nucleotide messenger RNA. RefSeq names its product alpha-tubulin N-acetyltransferase. Gene Ontology annotation, molecular function: tubulin N-acetyltransferase activity. Gene Ontology annotation, cellular component: microtubule. Gene Ontology annotation, biological process: alpha-tubulin acetylation. The record is from RefSeq and is a predicted model, not a curated record. NCBI's taxonomy places the organism in Eukaryota, Metazoa, Arthropoda, Insecta, Hymenoptera, Formicidae.
UAGUGUACUUUGAAUUUCCGUCAUUUAUAUUACGAUUUUCUCGAUUUUAUUCAAUCUUAAUCGAUUCGAUUGCUGCGAGAAGCAAACGUUACCCAAGCGGAACCUCAUAUAUACGGCGUAUGUACUCGAAGUGCGGGCAUUUCGAAAGCGCACUCGCUAGCUCACCGUUCGCCGACAAUCACCAGCUCUCCCGCGAGUGAGAGACGCGGAGGAGGCAUCCCCGUGUUCCGCUCACGCGAGCGGCGCCGCGAGUAAGCCGUGAGCCGCCUAUCAGUCGGCCGUGAGCCGUGAAGUGUGCCGCGAGUGGUGGGUAAGUUGCGCGCGAUCGAUGUGCAAACGCACCCGCCCGUCGCUCUCUCGCCGUGUUUCACGUAGUACUACGGUGCACGAGCAAUCGAUCAUCGUGGGGAGAGACGCCGAAACAAUAAUUUCGAGUGGAAGCGUUAUUUAUGUAUUUCACCGUGCGAGUUCUCGUAAACGUGAAGCGUUCGAGAAGUAGAGGAGAACGCGCGAUUGCACGACGAUUAUUACAGUCAUCCAUGUGACGAGCCGCGCGAACGCGUCGAUUCGAUACUCGAGAUUCUGCGUCGGCGACAGGAGCCCGCCGCCGAACGGGAGCAGGAGGAAGACAGAGGGUAAACGACGACGGCGAGAAGGAAACGAAGAGGAAGAGAGGGAGAGCCGCGAUCGAUGCUCACGUGACGAUCGACAACGCGGAGUGAAGUUGUCGCGAAAGGGUGCGCGGACAACGGCCAUAUUCAAGGCGAGCCGUCAUCGCCCCGGUUGCGCGGGUGAAAACAGUCCCACGACCAUCCACCGGGACAGCCCGACGCGGCAAUACGCGACGCGGGCGUGCGACGUGCGGGGACGGGGACGGAAACGUCACACACACGCACGCACGCACGUAGCUACGAUUCCAUCAUCGAGAUGGAGUUCAAGUUCAACGUAAAUAAACUCUUGCCCAGGAAGAUCAACAAGGUCACGCACAACCUGACGCCGGAAGACUUCAAGGGUGAUCGGCGCGAGCUAAACGAAUGCCAGAGACUACUGAGCAGGAUACUGGACGACAUGGGCGAGGCGUCGGCGAGGGCUCAAGGACUCAACAAGCCCAUCACCAGCGCCCUUAAGCUCCGAGACACGGAUCACACGAUUUACCUGCUCGUGGACAACGAAGCGAACAACGGACUAGGCAGCGUGGUCGGCCUGCUGAAGACGGGCUCGAAGAAUCUGUUUCUGUUCGACGAGACGGGCGAGCAUUACCAGUUGCAGGCGAGAUGCAUCCUGGACUUUUACGUGCACGAGUCGCGGCAGCGUAUGGGCCUGGGCAACAUUCUCUAUCAGCAUAUGUUAUCCGAGGAGAACAUCAGGCCAGUGAAAUUAGCGAUCGACCGGCCAUCGGAGAAAUUCUUGGCCUUCCUUCAUAAAUACUACAGGCUCUCGAAGAUCAUUCCACAAAAUAAUAAAUUCGUCGUUUUCGAAGGAUUCUUCGAUGACGAGAACCGGGACGUGAGGAGCAACAGAUACAGCCUACCUCCAAGAACGAGCCUGGACGACGGCACGUCGGGCAACAAUAACAAUAACGGGAGGAACGGUGCUAGCCUCAACGGGGUCCCGUAUGCGGCAUCCGUUUCGCGUAGCUUCGGCAGAUACGCCGCGGCACGACCGCCCUGUUCCAUGGCAAACAUAAUCCAUAAUACAGCGAUGCUUGACCAAUCGGCUCAACGUACCGGCGGCGAGAGUAGCAGCGCACAACGCCCAGAGUCGCCGCCACCGUUGCUGAAGCUGGGACGCCCAGAGUCGCCGCCGCCGUCGCUGAAGUUGGAACGGCCACGUUCGUUGAGCCUCUACUCCGAGGAGGAGCAGAAGCAGCGCAGCCUCGAGAUGAAUACCGUCCCGACGCCGGUAGUGCCCGACAAUCAGACGAAGCCUUUCGUCCCCAUCAUGCUGGAAGCCGAGAAGACGGAGAAGAAUGUGAAACCGUCGCCUUCAUGCGCUCAGGAAGUCACCACCGGCGCCAAUCAGCACGGGCACCUGGACCUCAAGUUUUACCACUCGCCCUUGUGGUGAAGCGACAUCCUAGCUGACAGCUAGUCAUCUUCUUCCCCCGUCAGCGGGGGGCGGGAAGAAGAACUGUCCGCUUCGGGACAGACCGGACCAAUCUGAGUUGGCGCCAAUCCCGGACGAAUUCCAUCUACUUCCUCCCAUAUCGAUUAUAGAGGAAGAACGAAGAGGGGAUCUCAGUCGUUGACUCGGAAUUAAGACGCUGCGGUCCGCGGAAGAUCUUGAACUUGCGCGCCUUCACGCGCACCUGCGAUCCGGUUAAACGAAAAUUAAGCCAGAGUGUCUCAACGCUCUCUCUCUCUCCUGACGCUGUUUUUGCUGUUGUGCACACUCAUAGAUGUAAAACGAUAUGUAUUGCGGAUAGUUCUAGAUUAUCCCGUUGUCGUGGGACCUCACUUAACGCGUACACGUAGCGUAAACCUCUUACGGCUUUUGCAGUCUUGUGCAGGUGCAUCCUGAUAGAAACGCAUGGCAGUUAGUUUAGGGGACCCUGGAGUCGUCUGUUUUACCAAAUGAAAUUCAUUCCAAUCAAACUUUUUUUUGGUUGCACGAAACAACAAAUUCUUUUCCACAAUUACAAUACACGUAAAAAUGCGUGCCAAUAGACUGGACUUUAUGUUAAAAACGGAAAAAAUUUUAGAGUAAAAAAGAACACAAGACUAGUUCCUUGAUAAAGAAUUUUUCAUUCUCCGCAACCAAUGAAAGGAUCUAUUAAAAAAACUCACUCAUUCCGUCGGUGCUACAGACGACUCCAGGAUCCCUUUAAGCAUAUUACAUUAGAAUUGGCACACUAUGUAAGUAGAAUGUGGAGAUAGGUCCGUAGGCACAGGUCAGUAGGUACUUAACAUUGUCAAUCGAAGACUGUUCACCGUAUCACCAAACAGACACAGCACAGCAUACACGUCAAGCGUAAACGUCAAGAUACUCAUUCACGUUUCAGGAUGUGCAAUCCAAAUAAGGGGACAUUCUGCGGAGAUUAUAAGGACUAUUACUAUUAGAGAAACGGAUCGCUAUCAACGGUCUGCGUGGAUAAAUGUUUCGUUGGGCUAUCAGUAUUAAGUGUUACUCCGACUUAUACAGAUUGUUACCGGUCAAUAUGCAAUACAUACAUUAAGCUCAGUAAAACAAAAUAGGAUACUUACAACUGUCGCGUCAGCCUCACGAAACUUUUGUAUAAUUCGUAUUCGUAGAGAGAGCUAUUCUAAAGUACAUACAACAGGCUUAUUAUAAACGAUAUAGAGAGACAGCUAAAAUAAUAUAUACACGCAGAAAGCAAGGAUACGUAGCCUUGUCAACGAGAAAGAAAUAAAUGCACGAGG